UGGAGCCUCAAAUCAAUGAGGAAGAUCAAACUCUGGUCAAUUCUCAGGCUCCACCUCCUACCAAUGACCAUGAACAGAAUUCGUUUCUGGAUUUAUGUUCUGGCCAACCAGACCAUGGGUCUGUUGUUCAGGACAUCCGCUCAAUCCAUGACGACGGCAUACAUGAAAUUGCCAUGAUCUGCACUCGGGCGAUUGCAGGAGGUUCGACAACCUGCCCAAUGCCUCACUUUACCGCCAGAGUGUUUGAUGCUUUUGGUACUCAACAAUACCUAGGAGGCAUUCAUGCCUUUCCUACCUCCUACACUGCAACACCGUCAUUUCAACAUCGCAAUCUAGAUAGUGGGACGAAGUGGAAGGAGCGCUGUGCUGAAGACAUGUGGGACAGGGUGGUAUUCUUACAGGGGUAGG
Cyclocybe aegerita is the source of this 408-nucleotide messenger RNA. The record is from the annotation of a GenBank genome assembly. NCBI's taxonomy places the organism in Eukaryota, Fungi, Basidiomycota, Agaricomycetes, Agaricales, Hemipholiotaceae.